UGUUUCCCUGAGCUAAAGGCAGUCAGAAUGAAGCAUCUUGCCAUCCUUGUGCUGUUGUGCCUGCCAGUAUGCUCGGCUUACACCCUGAAGAGGGCAGCAAAGGAAGAGGACAUCAGCAUGGAUCUCGCCCGGAAAUAUCUAGAAAACUACUAUAACCUUCCAAAAGACGUGAAGAAGUUUGUUAAAAGAAAAGACAGUGGUUCUGUUGUUAAAAAAAUCCAAGAAAUGCAGAAGUUCCUUGGGCUGGAGGUGACGGGGAAGCUGGACUCCGAUACUCUGGAUGUGAUUAGCAAGCCCAGGUGUGGCGUUCCUGACGUUGGUCACUUCUCUACCUUUCCUGGCACGCCAAAGUGGAGGAAAACCCACCUUACUUACAGGAUUGUGAAUUAUACACCAGAUUUGCCAAGAGACGCCGUUGAUUCUGCCAUUGAGAGAGCUCUGAAAGUCUGGGAGGAGGUGACUCCACUGACAUUCUCCAGGAUGUAUGAAGGAGAGGCUGACAUAAUGAUCUCUUUCGCAGUUGGAGAACAUGGAGACUUCUACUCUUUCGAUGGACCAGGAGAGAGUUUGGCUCAUGCCUACCCACCUGGACCUGGGUUUUAUGGGGAUGUUCACUUUGAUGAUGAUGAAAACUGGACAGAGGAUGCAUCAGGGACCAACUUAUUCAUUGUUGCUGCUCAUGAACUUGGCCACUCCCUGGGUCUCUCUCACUCGGACAACACCGAAGCUCUGAUGUACCCACUCUACAAGUCUACAGACCUCGUCCACUUCCGCCUUUCUCAAGAUGAUGUGGAUGGCAUUCAGUCCCUCUAUGGACCUCCCCCUGCCUCCUCUGAUGACACCCAGGUGCCCAUGGAAUCUGUCCCUCCAAGACCUGGGACACCAGCCAAGUGCGAUCCUGCUUUGUCCUUCGAUGCAGUCAGCACUCUGAGGGGAGAAGUCUUGUUCUUUAAAGACAGAUAUCUUUGGCGCAGAACUCAGUGGAACCUUGAACCUGAAUUUCAUUUAAUUUCUACAUUUUGGCCCUCUCUGCCAUCAUAUUUGGAUGCUGCAUAUGAAGUUAAUAGGAAGGAUACUGUUUUCAUUUUUAAAGGAAAUCAAUUCUGGGCGGUCAGAGGAAGUGAGGUACAAGCUGGUUACCCAAGAAGUAUCCACACUCUGGGUUUUCCUCCAACCAUAAGGAAAAUUGAUGCAGCUCUUUCUGAUAAGGACAAGAAGAAAACAUACUUCUUUGUAGAGGACAAAUACUGGAGAUUUGAUGAAAACUGCCAGUCCAUGGAGCAAGGCUUCCCCAGACUAAUAGCUGAUGACUUUCCAGGAGUUGAGCCAAAGGUUGAUGCCGCAUUUCAGGCAUUUGGAUUUUUCUAUUUCUUCAGUGGAUCAUCCCAGUUUGAGUUUGACCCCAAUGCCAGGAUGGUGACACAGAUAUCGAAGAGUAACAGCUGGUUACAGUGUUAGGCAAGAUAGAGAAAAGACAGACAUUGGCAUUUUAAAUGAAUCUAAUAAUUAUUCACCUAGUUUAUUAUGAGUCAAAAUGAUUAAUUAUUCCUGCAUGUGCUGUGGCUGAAGAAGAUGAGCCUUGCAGGCAUCUUCAUGAGUUAUAGAGCAUUUGUCUGGAAUGCUUCGCUUGCUUUUGAAUUACUUCGAAUAGAAGUGAGGAAUAUUUAUGCACAAUAGACAAGAGGAUGUGUCUCCGGGAGUGUUUUAUUAAUUAUUUAAUAAAUAUUUUUAUUUUUGGCCUGUUUCUUA
This is a messenger RNA of Lemur catta (Ring-tailed lemur), 1749 nucleotides long. RefSeq names its product matrix metallopeptidase 10 (gene MMP10). NCBI's taxonomy places the organism in Eukaryota, Metazoa, Chordata, Mammalia, Primates, Lemuridae. The record is from RefSeq and is a predicted model, not a curated record. The transcript has 10 exons. Bases 28 to 1458 code for a protein of 476 amino acids. Gene Ontology annotation, molecular function: zinc ion binding; metalloendopeptidase activity. Gene Ontology annotation, biological process: extracellular matrix organization; proteolysis; collagen catabolic process. Gene Ontology annotation, cellular component: extracellular matrix.